Molecule: messenger RNA, 198 nt
Organism: Soboliphyme baturini
Lineage: Eukaryota; Metazoa; Nematoda; Enoplea; Dioctophymatida; Soboliphymatidae
Source: the annotation of a GenBank genome assembly
GACGUGAACUAUCGAUGCGGAGGCGUCGAUGGCCAUAAGGCAUUCAACGUGGCCGACGCUGAAAAUGGUAAGCCAAAAACGAGGCACCGUUCGACGCUUUCGUUUAAUACGCAAGUGAUUGGAGCAAAAAUCGGUAGAGACGAAAUUGUGCUCCAUGCGUUCUGCCGCAUCAUCGCCUUAUGCGUUUGUUCUCAAUAA